AUAACUAUUACUUUGUCGAUGCUAAAAGUAGACGAUUAAAAAUGGUUGCCUUGUAACAGAUCUGUCAAGCGAUAUUUUAUUUCAUUGAAUUUCUACAAUGCGAUAAAUACAACAGUACGAAAUUCUUAGUUGUCAAUGCGUUUAAUAAUAAAUUCAAAGUAAAUGCAAGAAUCGAUCGAUUUCUACGAGAGAAAAUAUAAUUUCACCGUCUAUGCUACCAUAUGUGUAAACCAAGCAAUCGCAUAUUUGAACAUUUCACUCAUAUUUGUUUGCUACAUUGCUAAAUAUACAUUUGGAAUGAAAAUGAAGAUUCCAAGCAAUCACUCUGGGAAUGACUAUGGACAUGAAACAGGGAUUAUCUCUUACAUGGACAAUAAUUUUGAAUCUGAAAUUGAUGUGCAAGGAUCGGAUGAAAGUGAUUUCUCUGAAUACUUGUGGAUGGAAAAUGAGGAAGAAUUUGAUAAAGAGGUAAUCCAACAAUUAAUGGAAGAAGAACUAACAGAAGAAUGCUUAAAAGCAAUGUGGGAAGAUGAAAGACACGAAAGGAACACAAAUUCUAUUACUUGGUCUACCGCUACAAACACAUUUGAGAAUAAUAGUGCUGAACUUUGUCAACAACUCAGUCAUUUAAAAAUGCACGAUGAUCUUGCUAAGCAGAGUACACUAAAUCCAAAUGCAGCUGAAUUUGUCCCAGCUUUUAAAUCGGCAGUAACAGCUGUAAGUACACCACCAGAAGUUACUGCAGAAUCAUCAUAGAAGCAUUCACCAUGCAUUCUUUCCUUUAACCCAAUAAAAAAUGAGCUACGUGUAUGGCUAACAUCCACAUUCUUUAAUGACACAGUUAUAUCAAUGGAAUUAUAUUAAGAGUUAAAUGACUGUGACUACACGUACAAAGGUAUACUGAACAUCAAAGCGGAUAAUACAUAAAGCUGUUAUAUAUACUAUUCAAGAUUAAUGAAUUCAGUUGCAUAAACUUAAAUUUAAAAAAAAAAAGCUAUUCAAAUUUUUAUAGUCUUAAAAUAUUGCAUAAUAUUAUAAACAUUUAGUUUUACAUAUAUAUAUUUUGGCAAUAUAAUGAGCAAUGGUAUACGCAUAAAUCACUGAUAAAUAUUUGCAAUUUAUAUUUCUUAUUUAAUUGGGGAAAAGUACUUUCGAAAGUAGAUGUUUUCGUUAGUUUUAUUUUGUACAAAUUACUAUAUAAACUGAGGCAGCAUACAAAGAAAUAAUACGCUGAUUUUCGUGAAUUAUGUUGUACAUAAUAUUUAAAGAUGAAUUGCUGUAUCCCAGCGAGCGUAUCUUCUUCUUCUUUUUUUUUUUUUUUUUUAAUUCUUUCAGAAUACUUGUUUUAUUAAGAUCUGAAAGUUUUUAUAAUGUAGUAAGAAUUUCUAGAUGAAAUACUUUUCUAAGAGUUCCUUUUAUAACACUUAUUUUAUACUGGUAUAUAUCUUUUGCAAUAUCAUUGACAUAAAUCAUCAACAUGUACUAAGGUCGUAAGAGUGAUGUAAUUAAAAUGUUGCAUCGAAAAAUGUAUUGCAUCUAAUACAUAUUUUGUUGCUAAAACAUA
Messenger RNA from Osmia bicornis bicornis, 1564 nucleotides. It is a transcript of the gene Paip2, whose product is annotated as polyadenylate-binding protein-interacting protein 2. The record is from RefSeq and is a predicted model, not a curated record. Gene Ontology annotation, molecular function: mRNA regulatory element binding translation repressor activity. Gene Ontology annotation, biological process: negative regulation of translational initiation. Bases 163 to 756 code for a protein of 197 amino acids. Gene Ontology annotation, cellular component: cytoplasm. Lineage: Eukaryota; Metazoa; Arthropoda; Insecta; Hymenoptera; Megachilidae. The transcript is spliced from 4 exons.